AUGCAACCUGGGCUUUAUAGUGCAACCGCUACCGCUUCUUUGCUUCGUCUUGCGCUCGUCCUUACAUUCAGUCCUUUCUGCCGCGCUGCCCCUUCUGUUAUCUCUGAGAGAAACAACAACCCUUUGAACAUCAACUGGGACCCAGCCCCAGCUCCAGAAGACGGACCUGCAUUCUCUGCUGGUGCCAUUCGAGAUCCCUCCUACCUGCCUGCCCAGAUCGGUGGCAUAGUCGGCGCCUACGCGUUUUCGCUCGUCGUCGUCGCCGCUGUCCUCCUGCUCCUUGCCAAGAAGCGUCGGGAGCACCUGGAGGCUGCAGAAGAGGACUUGGACGAGCUCAAGUACGAGUUUGCUUUUCAGCCCGAGUUUCCAGAGGGCCAGGGGCCUGUUCCGGAGGCGCUUGCAAGCCCAAGGUCGCCGAUCAAGAAUUUCUCGUACCCAACGCCAACCGAGCAAGAUCCGACACCGUAUAUCUUGCCUUCACCUUCCUCAUAUACCACUGCCCUAGGUGUCAACCCAUUGGUGGACCAGAACGUGGUCGCUGCUGACCGAGAGAUGGCGCAACAACAGCUGGAAGAGAUGUACAAGCUCGUGAUGGAACAAGAGGAGGCAAAGCAAGCCGGCGUGGUGCUGCAAGGGCCGCCAGCACCAAUCGUAAAACAGCCACCGACGCCUUCCUCGCAAAAGUCAGGGUUCCUGCGAAAAGGCAAGAAUAAGCCGGCGAAUCUCGAUCUUGAAAGACCUGAGACAGAAAAGCCACAGUCGCGCACCUCGUCUAUACUGUCCGCCUUGAAGUCGCCUCGGAGCAAGAAGUCCAUGAAGGCCAUCAGCAUCUCGUCGCCCAUUAUGACACCAAUGUCUGGGACCUUCCCGCGCCAGGAGGGAGAGGAGAUGGAGACCAUCCCGCCGCGACACUACGCGCCGGCUCCUCCGCCUCCAGUCCCCACGGAUCAGAACCCCUACGUGGGGAGGAGGAUGACCCGCCCCGUGGAACCCCUGACUCCGCCAGACGUCUCCCCCGAGAGCACGAUGAGCAUCGACGAGAGGCUAGAUGCUCAGUUCGGCCAUUCGCGGAAUACUUCACAGGCCCCCACCGAGGGCGACCCGGUGUCGGCAAUCUCAGAGAGGUCAACUGCACCACUUGUAGGCUUGCCGUCGUCGCCCAAGCCCAGCGUAACACGGUUCCCCUCGCUCCCCUCGUCGCCGAAGCCUGGCGCGACCUUUUCGCGGGGAAAUGCUCCGUCGGCCAUCCGCACUGGCGGUUCGCUUCCGUUGCGAGCAUACGAGCCAUCCAUGGUUUCCCCUCGGAUGCAGACUACCAAGCAGACUGUAUUUGAGAGAGCGCCCCUGUCCCCGGGUGGGCUGCGGACACCAUACACCGGCGCGGCAGUUCCAUACUCGCCAUACCAGCCAUAUACUCCAGUCGUGCCAAUGACGCCUUCGCUAGUCACGAAGGCCGACCGCAAGAGAAUGAAGGCUCUUCAACCCAAGACGCCGACCUUGCAGAUGGUGCAGAGCUCGGAUGAUAUAUGGUGA
Molecule: messenger RNA, 1533 nt
Organism: Neoarthrinium moseri
Lineage: Eukaryota; Fungi; Ascomycota; Sordariomycetes; Amphisphaeriales; Apiosporaceae
Exons: 1
Coding region: 1-1533 (510 amino acids)
Source: RefSeq, a predicted model, not a curated record